AUGAUACCAAUCAUAGUCAUCGUGGCCAGCGGAAUACCCGCUGGAACAGAAGCCAAAGAGAAAACCAAGAAAGCUUAUCUACGGAUAUCGACAAAGGAGAGGGCGAAAGACCUGUAUCAACGGGUCUCCGCGGUUGACAUCAUGCCACUCUGCCUGAGCGGCACGACGUCUGCUAAUGCCUGCUACCAACGUGAACAGAAGCGCCUCAUGGAGAGAUUCGACCAGAUACAAAGGAACGGAGCAGACAGUCUGACGCUGUCCUCCGCAACUCUCUGGCCGCCUUUAUGGACUCUGCGAUUGCGGCUCUUGCAGAGUCCCCUGACAUUGCUUACAUCUUCGUGA
Molecule: messenger RNA, 342 nt
Organism: Dothidotthia symphoricarpi CBS 119687
Lineage: Eukaryota; Fungi; Ascomycota; Dothideomycetes; Pleosporales; Dothidotthiaceae
Exons: 1
Coding region: 1-342 (113 amino acids)
Source: RefSeq, a predicted model, not a curated record